Molecule: messenger RNA, 1113 nt
Organism: Debaryomyces fabryi
Lineage: Eukaryota; Fungi; Ascomycota; Pichiomycetes; Serinales; Debaryomycetaceae
Exons: 1
Coding region: 1-1113 (370 amino acids)
Source: RefSeq, a predicted model, not a curated record
AUGGGACACCCAGGAAGACCAAGGCGUCGUAAUAAAAUUAUACCACCCCAUCAGCAACCACAAGUAGCGCAACCAAGGCAGCCAAUAAAAGAAGAGCCGAUGGUUCAGUUACAUGACGAAGCAGAUUUAAUUUCAUUUAGAUCUGAUGCAUUACAUAGAUUCGUCACUAACCAAGAAUACUUGGAAAAUGUCACGUCAAAACACAUUCACACGUCUAAAAUAAUCCCACCUAGCUCAUUUCCUACGGUACCUAAACGAGAGGAUGUUGAUGGAGAUGAACUAAAGAAAGUAGUGCAGAAUUUAAAGCCCGAGGAAUUAUACUUUGGGGAUUUAAAAUUAAUGAAGAUGAAGAAGCAGUUGUUGGAGCUGGACAUUAGCAAGUUACAGCACGAAGAAUCUCCCUACUCUAUUGAUAGUGAUAAAGAAUACACAUAUCGCAGAGAAAAUAUCGAUAAACUUGCCUUGCUCCAAUCUAAACUAGGAACUAGCGAGUCGUUCGAAGAGUUGGAAGCUGUGUUCAACAGUGUUUUAGAGAAAUACGAACACGAAUUCAGCAAGAAGUAUACAUCCAUAUCAUCAGUGCACAAACAUUCACAACCUAUAAACAACUUGACGCACCAAGAGAUUCGUGUCACCCAGGCACCCGAGAAUUACAACCCUAGGCUGAUUAGUUCCUUGGUGAGUAUCAACAAUAACGACAAAAAUAAUAACCAGAAUGAUGAUGAUGAUAAUAUAUUUGGUCAUGAUGUCAACUAUGAUGGAAACAGAAACGAUAUGCCCUUCAUUGAUGGCUUUGAACAAUCCAACCAACCUAAUGAGUUUAAUUCCAAUGGUCCAUCUGCUAUUUCCAAUGAUUUUACCAUGUCAAUGGUUGCUAAUAAUAACCAAAAUACAAAUGAUGAUGACAAUAAUAAUAAUAAUAACAAUAGCAAUGAUGAUAUUGACCAGCUAUUCGAUGAAGAUAACGAUGAUCCUGUCAUGGGAAGUACUAAUGACCAAGAAAUGGGUGAUAUUGAUGAGCUAAUUGACUUUCAACAAGCAGACGACGAAAUUAUUGGGGGAACUGAUUUCGACCAAGACUUCUUGAACCAGAUUGACCACAGCAUGGAAUAG